Darwinula stevensoni is the source of this 1156-nucleotide messenger RNA. Lineage: Eukaryota; Metazoa; Arthropoda; Ostracoda; Podocopida; Darwinulidae. The record is from the annotation of a GenBank genome assembly.
AUUUGCUUCCCUUUCCCAGGUAUCCCUGAAAUGGUGAGUCUUGUGGAAGGGAUCUGUGAUAAGCAAGAUUGAUAUCAUGACAAGAAGCACAGGACUGGUGCAGUUAAUGAUACUCAACAUAAUCAUAGCAUGCCUGAUUCUAAAGGGAGCUAGUGGAUUUUCUUUUGCAUCUGUUGCACAUGUUGUCAUGAACUGGACAAGAGGCCUAACAUGUUACUUUCAAGAAUGUUGUGGUGGCAAGUGGAUAUCAUCAAAUCUCACAGCUCUGCAAGUUGACCUGAACAGAAACAUUCAUGGGCAGGAGCUUGCAAUUCAUCUGGUCAUGACAGCACUCAAGAGUCAUCAAGAGCGCUCAAAAAAACCUCUUGUCAUGGUCUUUCAUGGUGGUGUGGGAACUGGCAAGAAUUACGUAGCAGAUUUUAUUGCCAAGCACAUGUUCCAUGCUGGAUUAUCGAGCGAAUUUCUUCAUAAGUGGCUUGGCUACAGGCACUUCCUUGGGUCUGAUGAAAAUGCCACUGAAUUCAAGAGGAAGGUUCAAACUUGGGUCUAUGAUGCCCUCCAAAGAUGUGAUAAGCAGCUUUUCAUCAUUGAUGAAGUUGAUGCCAUUGGUGAUGGUGUACUUGAUGGACUCACUCCAUAUAUGGAUUUCCAUGAGGAUAUUGAUGGAGUCUCUGCAAUACGUUCAGUGUUCCUGUUUCUCACCAAUGCUGGGUCAGAAGAUCUUAUCCAAAUUGCAGAAAAAAACUGGGAGAGUGGCCAUGUUCGAAGCAACCUGAAAUACCAUGACUUUCGUGAAGCAUUAGAGGUUGCAGCAUUCAAUCAAGAAGGAGGGUUGAAACUGAGUCGUGUUGUCAAGAAAGCUCUUAUUGACUACCAUAUUCCCUUCAUACCAUUGGAAAAGAAGCAUGUGAAGCAUUGCAUAGAGGAUGAAUUCCAGAGGAGGAGAAUCAACUAUUCACAUGAAGAUGUUGAAACUAUACUCAAGAGGAUUGGGAUCAUCCCUUCAAGGAGUGCCCGGUUUGCACAGAUUGGCUGCAAAAGAGUAGCCAUUGAAGUUGACAUAUACUUGAAUGAAAUUGAACAUGAACAUGACCAUGACCAUGGACCAGAAGAUAUACUCAAAGAUGAACUUUGAUUCCUGUGAUUGAUUUCUGCA